Calidris pugnax (ruff) is the source of this 8115-nucleotide messenger RNA. RefSeq names its product nuclear receptor subfamily 2 group C member 1 (gene NR2C1). Gene Ontology annotation, molecular function: zinc ion binding; nuclear receptor activity; RNA polymerase II cis-regulatory region sequence-specific DNA binding. The transcript is spliced from 15 exons. The coding region runs from base 405 to 2327 and encodes 640 amino acids. Gene Ontology annotation, biological process: negative regulation of transcription by RNA polymerase II; anatomical structure development; cell differentiation. The record is from RefSeq and is a predicted model, not a curated record. NCBI's taxonomy places the organism in Eukaryota, Metazoa, Chordata, Aves, Charadriiformes, Scolopacidae.
UAAUUAGAAAAUAAUACCAUUCCUAGAAAUAGGGGAUGAGGCAAGAAGAUGGAUCCCUGUCAAUCUCCUAAUUAUACAAUACUUUAGCUUAUGGACCAGAAGUCUCUGCUGGGCCACUUCACUAUCAUACGUGUUGCCUGUUUUGUCCUAUAGCUGUAUGUUGCUUUUUUCAUCCUGUGUUGCUUGUUUCUUCACCAGGUUCAUCUGUAAGAUCCAAAAAUACACGUGUCGUAUUUCCAAGGCUCAUCUCAUAACAAUUUAUAGAGCUGUGGGAAAGUAUGGGAGACUUCAGAUGGCUUAAGAUGAUGCAAAUUGCUGCUGCUGUGUGAAGGUGUGAUCUACAGUUCCUCUCCACCGCUGGUACAGCAGUAGUGUUUGCAUGGAAAUUCUGGUGAUUAAAGAUCAUGGCAACCAUAGAGGAACUGGCCCAUCAAAUUAUUGAACAGCAAAUGGGAGAGAUUACCCAUUCCCAGGAAGCUGCUACACAAACACUAAUGGAUGGGACACCACAACGAAUACAGAUCGUCCCUGCAGAUUCAGGCCUCUCUUUACCACAACGUAUACAGAUUGUCACAGAUCAGCAGACGGGCCAGAAGAUUCAGAUUGUUACAGCACUUGAUCAGAGCUCAGCAGGCAAGCAGUUCAUCUUAACAAAUCAUGAUGGCUCUACCCCAAGCAAGGUGAUCCUUGCCAGACAAGAUUCCACUCCAGGAAAAGUUAUCCUAGCAACUCCAGAUGCUGCAGGUGUCAACCAACUGUUUUUUGCAUCCCCUGAUAUAUCUGCACAACACAUCCAGAUUUUAACAGACAACUCCCCCAAUGAACAGGGCCUAAAUAAAGUGUUUGAUCUGUGUGUUGUAUGUGGAGACAAGGCAUCAGGGCGUCACUAUGGAGCAGUAACUUGUGAGGGAUGCAAAGGAUUCUUUAAAAGGAGUAUACGGAAGAAUUUAGUUUAUUCGUGCCGAGGAACAAAAGAUUGUGUCAUUAACAAACACCACCGGAACCGGUGUCAGUACUGUAGGCUGCAGAGAUGCAUCGCGUUUGGGAUGAAACAAGACUCUGUGCAGUGUGAGAGGAAACCUAUUGAAGUGUCAAGAGAAAAAUCUUCAAACUGUGCAGCUUCUACAGAAAAGAUCUACAUUCGGAAAGAUCUUCGUAGCCCGUUAGCUGCAACUCCGACUUUUGUAACAGACAAUGAAACAGCAAGAUCAACAGGUCUGCUGGAAUCGGGAAUGUUUGUUAACAUUCAUCCGUCUGCAAUAAAAACUGAGCCUACUGUGCUGAUGACUCCAGAUAAGGUUGAAGCAUGUCAGGGAGAUUUAAGUACACUGGCAAACGUGGUGACUUCAUUAGCAAAUCUCAGUAAAUGCAAAGACAUGUCACAAAGCAGUACAGAGCUAUCUAUGAUUGAGAGCUUAAGUAAUGGAGAUGCAUCGUUAUCUGAACUCCCGCAAGAAGAACAAGCUAGUAGUGAUGUUACAAGGGCGUUCGAUACUCUUGCGAAAGCAUUGAAUCCAGGCGAGAGUGGGGCGUGCCAGAGCUCUGACAGCAUGGAGGGCGGCGUGCAGCUGAUGGGGGGAGAAACAAGCAUGAAUAUCGUCGAAAUAGAGGGGCCGCUACUCAGCGAUGCACACGUAGCAUUCCGGCUCACGAUGCCUUCUCCUAUGCCUGAAUAUCUUAACGUUCACUAUAUCUGUGAGUCUGCCUCCAGGUUGCUUUUCUUAUCCAUGCACUGGGCACGUUCCAUUCCAUCUUUCCAAGCGUUAGGACAGGAUAACAGCAUAUCAUUAGUAAAAGCCUGCUGGAACGAACUUUUUACGCUUGGUCUUGCACAAUGUUCACAAGUUAUGAAUGUGGCGACAAUAUUAACUGCAUUUGUCAAUCACCUUCACGGCAGUUUACAGCAAGAUAAGCUGCCAACAGACAGAGGAAAACUAGUGAUGGAGCAUAUCUUCAAAUUGCAAGAGUUCUGUAACAGCAUGGUUAAGCUUUGUCUAGAUGGAUAUGAAUAUGCGUAUUUGAAAGCAAUCGUCCUCUUCAGCCCUGAUCACCCAGGUCUAGAAAAUGUGGCACAGAUUGAGAAAUUUCAAGAAAAGGCUUACAUGGAGUUCCAAGACUAUGUAACAAAAGCAUAUCCAGAUGAUACUUACAGACUGUCUAGACUUCUUCUCCGAUUGCCGGCUCUUAGGCUGAUGAGCGCUGCCAUCACCGAAGAGCUAUUCUUUGCAGGACUGAUUGGGAACGUUCAGAUUGACAGCAUCAUCCCGUACAUUCUGCGAAUGGAGACAGCAGACUACAACUCUCAGAUAAUUGGUCAUGCCGUAUAAAAGUAGCAGGCAAGGAUUCUGUACCAUGGCAGUCAUGGUGAUGUAGAUGCAUACCCUGUCUCCAAGAGAUGGCAAUAAGCCUUCCCGUGCACCUUUCCAAAGAAGGCUAAUAUUCCUCCUUUCCAGUACACUUGGGAAAUGUGGUGGAGUGUAUUAAGGAGUAUAGGAUCGCUUCCUAUUUUUCAUCUGAUUUUCAAGGACUUGUAAUUUAACUUGGUAUCUGAAGAAAGUCAAGAAUUGUCCAUCCUAUUUUUGUAGAUAGAUGAACUUGGAAUAUUUGUUUAUAAAGUCCAGGCUUGUGAAGAAACUGAAGAAGCUUUGACUGAACUAAGGUAUCUCAACUUAGUUUGAUGUUUUAGACAAAUAAAUUAACUUUCCUCUCCGAGUUGUGUUUUCAGUGUUUUGCUACUAGUUCUUUCUCACCGAUCAAAUGGUAAAUACAUGAUCAAACAUCCUGAAAAGUCCACUGUUUCCAUGGAAACAACCAUUAUAAUCAAACUUUGUCCUGUUGUUUUGCAGAGAGAUUUGUUUCUUGUUGAGUGAAACACUGGGCACCAAGUGCAGGGAAAGUAGAGGAAGUUAAAAUUUUAAAAUAUUCUGAUGACUUGUUGAUGCAGUUGAUCAAAAGUGAAGCAGCAAAGAGUCAGUACUGACUGUUUUAUGGUUGCAAAGGAACACUGUUGUAGUAUUGCAUCUCGCUAGACAUCGGCUGUUUUACAGUAUGAAAAACUAACAGAGAAGUGUACACUGCAGGUAUUCAAAGAUAGCAUCCUCCUGUUUUUUUCUGGUCUCAGAAGUUAAAGCUUUUUCACACUAUCCCUCUCUCUUUCAUACUCAGUGCACAACAGUGGAGGCAUUCUAGAUGCCUCUUAACUGGUGUUCAUGUCUUUAUUUUUUUAUUAUUGUUAGCCUUUGGCUAUGUAGUUCUCCUUUCCAACCAGUCUUGUAUGAUUAUUUUUGAAAUUUGAGUUUGUCAAAUCCAGUGCCCCUCCCUAUGGGAGCAUGGUCUCUGCUGCUUUUCCUUUCCUUAUUAGAAAUGGGUCUAGAUACUUCAUAUAUGUUUCCUGAAUCAUACUCCAUAGCUCCAUCUAAGGAUGGGUUUAAAUGUUUUUCUAUCGUGAGGCGUGUGCCUCACUGACAAGUGACACUGACAUACGGUUGCUUCUUGCUUCCCUUGCAACAGGACGUGAUACAUCCCCAGCACUUUUAAUACCUGUUGCUUAAAAUGAAAGUACUAUCCUAGUAAAAGUGGUGGCCUACCUCUGACUGUAGUAGCAUUUAGGAUUAUCUAAAUCUGGGAUCAAGGCCAAGUUCUAUUUGUCAUGAACCUUCCCUGGCAACAUUGGGUAAGGAAGAGCCUCGCCCAAUGAAGAAACCCAUGGUUUCACUAGAAUUUGCUUAACCAAAAUAUCAGCUUAAACAGAGGCCUUUGCCCACUCUGCAGUAGCAGCUCCAAGGGCCUUCUACCACCAAGAGACUACUAGAUGAGGCUUGGGUGGUUUCUGUAGCUUCUCUUAGCACCUGAGGAUCUCAGCCAGCCGAAAAGAAUCUGAGAAUUGCCUCUGACACUGAAUUUCUGUGUUCUUUUCAACUCCACUAACUGAGCUGCUUGGAUCUUCCUCCGCCCAAGCUCUAAUCUGAGGACAUACUACAGGAUCAAUCAGACCCAAGCACUCAGUGCUGAGGACCCCUGAUGGGAUGGAACCAUGCCUCCUGCUCUGCCUUGGCACUUACUGACUUCCUGGAGGACAGCCUUCUAGUGUUGCAACUAGCCAUGGCAGCUGAGCUCUUCCCACGUUCCACCUUUGAAGGGCACAGGAUUCAAGCUCUUCAGGUGUUCCCCGGAGAGCAGUAUGAGGACUACUUCUCUGCAUCUUGGAACAUAUGCAUCUCAUCAGCAGGGUUUAUGGAAAUAUGAACGACAGUUGCUGCCAAUAUGCUUGUUCUCUCCCCAGGGAAUAAAGGCGCAUCUUGCUGUCUGUAAGACCAAGUUGCAGAUGGGAGGGUAUAUCAUUUUCAUUUCAGCUCUCAUUAGAAAUUCUGAGCCUGCUUUCUAGCCCCACGCUAUCCCUAACCCACUUCUGGCCCUGACAGGCAUGGGAGAUUUACAGUCCUCUGUGUUAAACCUUUUAAGGAAGCUGACAGCACAUGACUCCUGAAUAAUUUGGAGGUGGUUUGUUUUCCAGGCAUUCCAAUACUCUUGAAAGAGACUUACUCUAACAUUCUCCAGAUUCAUGUAACCCAGAUAACAGUAAGAUGGAAAUAAAAGGGGUUUUUUCCCUCUAAAUGCAGUAUAUGGUGCAAAUCUCUCAAAUCCUUGCAGAAAUCUUUCACUCCAUAGCUUGAGCCGCAGGUGUGAUAGGCAGUUCUUUGAUUACAACUGGCCAAAAGAUUCAGCUGAUGCAGCCUCUCGAAUGGUACUGUCCAGAAAUAGUUCUGUCUUCAGAAACAGCUGAGACAAUAUCACAGUUUCUACAGACAUAAAUCUUUAGUGAUUGAAUCCAUCAGCUCAUCCAUUUUUAUCAUAGAACAGCCCAGGUUUGAAGGAACCUUGAAAGAUCAUCCAGUCCAACCUUUUGUGGGAAAGGGAGCCUAGAUGAGAUUAUCUAGCACCCUGUCCAGUCACAUCUUGAAAACCUCUAGUGAUAAGGACUCCAUCGCAUCCCUGGAGAGGUAGUUGCAGUGAUUGAUUGUUCUCAGCAUAAAAAAUUUCUUUCUUAUAUUGAGAUCUCUAAGACUUCUCAAAGAUUAUAGAUAGUGGCCUUGCAUUAAUGCCAGCCACUUCUCUUAACACCCCAGGGUGAAUUUCCUCUGGGUCCAUAGAUUUAUGUGGGUUGAGCCCUUGCAAGAGCCUGCAGACCAGCCUUUCCUCCACUACUGGUAGGUCAACACAUGCAUUGACGUAGCUACUCGAUCCUGUGCCCUGUGGUCCAGCUGUGCUGGUAAAGACAGAGGCAAAGAAGAUGUCAAGAACCUCUGCCUUGUCAGCAUGAUUAGUGAGUAGUUUUCCUGCCCUGUUAGGCAAUGGGUCUGUGUCUUCCCUGUGCUUCUGCUUCCUCCUCACAUAUCUGAAGAACCCUUUCUUGUUGUUCUUGACACCUUUGGCCAAUUGCAGUUCUAGCUGAGCCUUAGCCUUCCUUACUGCAUCUCUGCAUGCCCUAGCAAGGUUCUUGUAGUCCUUGAUGAGUAUUUAGCUGCCUUUCCGUAUGUUGGUGAGGUAUUUUUGCUUUUUUGUCAGAGCACUGUUUUGGAGGAAAUGACCUUAGAAUCUUCUCUGGAUUCCUCUUCUUGCUUCUUCUUUCCCGAGUCUGUUUGAGUACAAGUUAGCCUACUUCAGUAACGUGUGGACUGCCAUUACCACUGACUGUUGGGACAAGACUACUUUCUUAGGAUAUGUCAGCUGAAAAGCACAAGAACCUUGGUCACGUUUCAUAUUGGGUUGUUUAAAUUCAAGAGUUUGAAAUGUGUCCUUGCUGUUCUUUUUGAUGCCCAUCACCUCUGCUGGGCAGCAGAAGAUCCAAAUCCCGAUGGCUGACUUUCUCCUCUCCCAUACCUUUUAAUGUUGUUUUCCUGGCAAAUCCCUUGGACUUCAUCUGGAAUUUCUGCCAGAUCACCAAAUCAGGAAAUUUACCCAUCCGUGUUUUUCUUUCUAAAUCCUGUAUUUUUAGGUCUGAGAUUUCCCUCUACGUGUUGCGUAGCAAGAGAAUAUUGUCCUCUUAUUUGGAUGGGACAGAGACUGACAGAUUAUUUUUAAUCUAAUUCUCUUGACCAGCUGAGAAAUCAAAACGGGAUAACCAUCUCCAGACUAGGUAACAGACUGUAUCACCUCUCUUGAACAGUAUGGUUGAGUCACCAGGAUAUAUGGUUGAGUAAUCAGGAUAUACUCUUAAAAGUUCUUAGACUAUGUUUGAGGUUUUGCUUAAUAGUUUCGGAUCUUUGCAAACGGGACAACUAGUUCAAGAAAUCUUCCACCAAAGAACCAAGAAGUCUCUGCCAGGCACUUUUUUCUGAGGAUACCAGGACACUUAAUUAUCUUUGACAUGCCAUCUAGAUGGAUGUGCACAUAAAGAAAAGUUGCUUCUCUCGAAGAGAUUCUAGCUACUUGUGUGUUGUCCAUAUAUGUAAUAACCAUAUACCCUUUGCACUUGCUAUCUAUGGCAGACAGAUUAUUGUAACUCUAUGCUUGCUGUCAAGUCAAUGAAAAGGGAGAUGGAUGAGUACACACCCACAGUAUUGUGAGGGCCAAAAAACCCCCAUUUUUUGAUCUUGGACACUCUGAUGUUUGGACCUCUAUAGACCAAAUGUGAAUACACACAAUGCAUUACAAAGAGCUUUGGCUACUCUGGUAAGUAACCUUUUUUUCCCCCCAAGUUUUCUUACUUUUUUUCAUAAUAAUAAAUUUUCAUCAUAAGUUCAGCAAUGAUGUAAAGGUAGGGUGCAGCUGGUCUAUGCUGCCUGGCAAGUGUCAUCUCUCUUGUCUUAAUAGAAUCAUAUAAGCUGAAUCCCAUGUGACAGGUUGUUGCUUCAGUGUUACUCACUUUGCUCAUCAAGAUUUUUCAUUAAUAAUUUAAAAAUAAUUUCUUUAACCAUUCUUAAACUAUAAAUUCAUGCUUUUGAUAAGGAAUGAGGCAUAACUCUUUUCUCAGGAACGGGAGCUUUAAAACAGGUAAACUGAUAUGGGGAUGAACAUGUUUUUUCCUUAUGUCUGGCUGUUAUCCAUUGUAGUCAUCGAAGAAUAAUGCAACAGCUCAUGGAAAGGCUAAACAGUGAAUUCCUGGUUUUGUUGGUUUCAGGUUUUUUUUUAAGAUAACUGCUGCUCAGUUAAAUGGAGCAUAUUAAGCUACCUUCAACUCAGGCCCUUAGCGUUUCUAACAGCUAUUUUUUUAUGACAUGAUCUCACAUUAUCACCUGUGUGUUUUAUUGUCAUUUAUAGUCUUCUGAAUAAAUGUUCUUUGCUACUGAAUGAAAGGCUGCCUAAUAUUACUGGUUUCUUUCAUGCUGUAAUCAGCUAACAAAAAUGUGAAUCUUGAAACUCGCUCCACCACAGAUGUUAAAAUAUCUCAUUAUUUUUCUGACCCCUUCCUUUCUCCUUUAAUUUAUUUUUCAACUUUUUGAUCUUCAGCAGUCUGACAAUUUUCAUACCCAAUCAGGAUUUAACCAAACUGUGGCAUUUACUAGCCAAAAAAAUGUCUCUUUGCCAAUGAAAGGACAAGUUUCAUUUCAACAGCUUUAAAAUUUUCAAUCUUAAAAGCAAGAAAAAUCGUUUUAAUAUGAAUGACAUGAAAGGAAAAACAAUUUUAUACAUUUUAGAAUCCUGUCAUCUAAAGAUGGGAGCAAUGUUACACAUAAUAAGCUUACUAGUUCAAACAUUUUUCAUUAAAGUAUGUGUUGUACAUAGAUACAUGGGUUUAGGUUGCGUGUUUCAUACUGGUAAAGUUCCUGCUGCAAAUAAUGUUCUCUUUUAAACCGUCGUCCGAAGUACAUUCAUUGCAAUACUUUCUGCUGUUAGAAACUUACCUGUCCAUACAGCUGUGGGAUCUUCAGUGUCAGUGAAAGUCAAUCUGUUCAUUUUGAAACCUGUCCGUUCAUUUUGUUCAGCCUUCGCAGUUUGCUGGUACCUCGGUUUCAGUGUAAGCAUUUCAAUGUCACUGUAGUUGUUUUGCUGUCGCAUUAAAAAAAAAAAAAUCACUGUAAAUGUCUUGAAACCUGGCUAAAUUGGUAAAUUCUAUUUUGGCUGUAUUUUUAAAAAUAAAUUGUAACUUUAUAUUACAGAAAACAAUUGCAAUAA